Pocillopora damicornis (cauliflower coral) is the source of this 2834-nucleotide messenger RNA. RefSeq lists its product as uncharacterized. Lineage: Eukaryota; Metazoa; Cnidaria; Anthozoa; Scleractinia; Pocilloporidae. Gene Ontology annotation, molecular function: protein binding. The record is from RefSeq and is a predicted model, not a curated record. Gene Ontology annotation, cellular component: cytoplasm.
GAUACAACAUGGAAGAAAGCCAGUUGAAGACCUAGAUAUGGAAAGAGGAGAACAACUUCAGCAGUACAGUCAAGGAAGUGGAAAAGCGGUCGAACACUCCCAAGACAUUUUCCUUUCUGAAAGUGAUCGUAAUGACGACAUGAAUCCUAAAUCUGUACUUGUCACUGGGAAGGCAGGGAUUGGAAAAACUGUCUAUUGCCAAAAUUUAAUUCGAGACUGGGCUGACAACAAAUUAUUUCAACCACAAAGUAAUCGAAACGUGCCUGACUUUAAGUUCGUAUACUUACUGACUUUUCGUCAACUGAGUUUGCUGAGAGGUAAGCGUGUUACUUUGAGGGAGAUCCUCAACCGAUCUUCAGUGUUAGAUGAACACUCAAAUAUCGACGACUUUUUAUUUGAGUACAUUGUUGAUCAUUCUGAAAAUGUUUUGAUUAUUCUAGACGGCUUUGACGAGUAUUCAAAACAAAAUUUCAUCGUUAGGGAUUUUGAUGACCGAUAUCCGAAUAGCGCCAAAGAGAAAAUGCCAGUAGCAGCGCUAUGCGCCAAGCUAAUCAAAGGGAAAAUCUUGAAAGAUUCGGUUGUCAUGAUAACGUCAAGGCCUGAUGAAUCCGAUCAAAUGACGGUAAAUGGUAAAGUUGCCUUUGAUCGGUACGUUGAAAUUACAGGGUUUUCCGAGGAACAGGUGAAGAAUUACAUUGAAAAGUAUUUCAGAGAAAACGAAGUCAUGAAGAAUGCUGUAAUGGAUCACAUUACAAAGAAUGACAAUCUUGUUAGCUUUGCCCACAAUCCUGUUCUGUGUUUUCUGAUGUGCUCAUAUUUUGAGUACAUAUUAAAGGAAUCGAUGAACACUGAUGCUUUUCCUGUCAGCAUGGGUGACAUCUAUUCGGAAGUGAUCAACGUGUUUCUCAGAACACAUAGCAGAACGAAAGGAGCCCCUCCAGAGAAAACGCUGGAUAAAUUGUCAAAGUUUGCGGCUCAUUUGCUCCGAAAGAAGAAGUAUCUCUUCAGUGAUGUUGACGACAUGAAAAGGUUUUCUUCGGAAGAAGUUGAAAGCCUCAAAGCAAGUGGUCUUCUCCAUUGCGGUCCACUGUUUAGAAAAUCAUUUUCUGAAACGACGAAAUAUUUUUGCUUCACACACCUAACUCUCCAGGAAUACUUGGCGGCUCGUUGGUUUGUGAAGCAAAGAGAAAUUCCAUCUUACUCUGAAAAUGCCUCAGGAAUGGUGUUGCAAUUUAUGUCUGGCAUUUUAUCAAAGCAAAACAACCACGCUUUUAUGCGCAAAUUGCUCAGAGGACUCAUUCCAAGGACUCAGACUAUAUUUUCCGUAGAGCAACGAAUAAUAAUGGAGUGUCUGGCUGAGUACCAUGACAAAGAAUUUGUACUAAAUUUCGUAAAGAGAUUUUAUAGUCAGCUUUUUUUUCUUCAUUCAACCAUACAAUUUGAAGGACUGGAUUGUAUCGCUAUAUCUUUUCUGUUAGAUAUCGUCAGUACAUUGAAUGCAGAAGAACAGGAUGAAAUGAAUCAACUUACGUUUCAACAGUCUCAUAGGCUGUUAGGUAAUCGACCAAAUCUUUUUAGGCGCGUCGUGCCAUGUGCAGAGGGAACUGCUGAGAGGAGUCAAACAUCCUCGCACCAAUCAAGUAGAGCACCAGUUCAAUUGUAUCUCUUUGAUUGUCAUAUUACACAGACUGGAUUAAGACAAAUAUGUAAAGUUCUGAAGAACGAGCUCUGCACUGUGACGACGUCUCUUCACAUUUCUGGCUGUUUGAUGGCAGACGAAUGUGUUGCUACGAUUGCAGAAUCGUUGCCAUUGACUAACGUGAUUCAACUGUCUCUGCAAGGGAAUAAGAUCACUGAUGCUAGUGUUGUCAGUCUAUGUCAAGCAUUGCAAACAGCAGCAUGUCAAGUCACCAAACUUGAUCUGAGAGAAAAUCAGAUCACCGAUGCCGGUGUUGCCAGUCUUUGUCAAGCAUUGCAGACAACAGCAUGUCAAGUCACCGAACUUAAUCUGCGUGAUAAUCAGAUCACCGAUGCUGGUGUUGCCAGUCUUUGUCAAGCAUUGCAGACGGUAGCAUGUCAAGUCACCAUACUUGAUCUGAGUGAUAAUCAGAUCACCGAUGCUGGUGUUGUCACGCUCUGUCAAGCAUUACAGACACCAUCAUGUCAAGUCACCAAACUUGUUUUGAUUGAAAAUCAGAUCACUGAUGCUGGUGUUGCCAGUCUAUGUCUAGCAUUGCAGACAGUAGCAUGUAAAGUCACCGAACUUAAUCUGAGUUAUAAUCAGGUCACCGAUGCUGGUGUUGCCAGUCUAUGUCAAGCAUUGCAGACACCAGCAUGUAAAGUCACAACACUUCGUCUGAAUGGUAACCAGGUCACCGAUGCUGGUGUUGUCACUCUAUGUCAGACAUUACAGAGGGCGCAAUGUCCAGUCGAAUAUUUGAGCUUGUAUAGUAAUUUUCAGAUCACCAGUGUUGGUAAGAGGCGUCUAAAAAAGCUGUCAAAGCGACAUUCCAAUCUUGACCUUUUUGUAUUUUAAAAAACUACUUAAAAGACAAAUGAUCAGCAAUAGUUGUUAACAAAACCGCAAAAUUAUCGAAACAGUAUUGACAAAUAUUAAGAAUAAAUACCUUAUAUACUUUUGAGUGAUUUCAUCUAGCACUGAUAUAAGUAUUCUCCUCAACAUUUAACAUGUAAGAUAUUUUUUCCAUGAUUACAGCUUCCAGAAAAAGUCCCAGUCCCCUUCGCGGCUGUCAUACAAUUCUCUCCUCAACAGAUCAAUUGUCAAUCCUUGUAUGGGCCAAUCACUGAUAGCCAUCUAUUUAAGGGAACCUCUC